CGCCAUGAUCAUGUUUGCUCAGUACGUGCAAGGAGGCACGUUUGGCAAAGCCGUUAAAAUGGUGGAAGAUGUCACAGACCUUGCCAAAAGGUGUGCUGCCGCAGCCAGAGACAGCCCGGAUUGCCUGAAGCCUUUGGACAGGAUUUUCCUUGAUACAAUAUGCCAGGAGGAAAACCUUCCCAGGUUUACGGAUUGCUGCGCUAAAAAGGAUCCUGAAAGAAAUGACUGCUUCCUCUCCCUUAAAAAUUCAUCCAGAGGGUUAAUUUCUCCUUUUGAAAGGCCAGAUGCUGAAGCUGCCUGCAAAAAUCAUUCCCAGCAUCCACAUGCAGUAACAGGAUAUUUUAUCUAUGAGGUUUCCCGGAGGCAUCCUUUCCUCUAUGCCCCAACAAUCCUUUCUGUCGCCAUCCGGCAUGAGGAGAUGAUGAAGAACUGCUGCAGAAGUGCUGGAGACCCCACUCAUAACCCGGAGGAAUGCUUUCGGAGACAGGCACCAAAAGUGGUGAAGCCAGUAAAAGAAGAUGGCCUGAGGCAGGAACACACAUGUGGGAUCUUGAAGAAGUUUGGAGAAAGGACCUUAAAGGCUCUGAAACUUGCUCAGAUAAGCCAAAAAUUCCCUAAAGCUGACUUUGUUACCGUUAACAAACUUGUGCUGGAUAUUGCUCAGAUGCACAAGGACUGCUGCCGUGGCGAUAUGCUGGACUGUAUGCACGAUAGGGAAGAGAUUCUACACUACGUCUGCACCAACCAGGACAUCAUAUCCAGUAAAAUUAAGAAGUGCUGUGAAAAGCCUCUGUUACAACGAAGUGAAUGCAUAAUUAAUGCAGAAAACGAUGACAAACCUGCAGACCUGUCACCCCACGUCAGGGAAUUUAUAGAGGACAAAGGAGUGUGUGAACGUUUUGCCCAGGAAAAAGAUACACACUUAGCCAGGUUUCUGUAUGAAUAUUCCAGGAGACACCCCGAAUUUUCUGCUCAAAUGCUUUUAAGAAUUGGUAAAGGAUAUGAAGACCUGCUGAAAGAGUGCUGCAAACCCGGCGCUCCAGGCGACUGCUGCCGCAGAGGGGAGGAAGAACUGAAGAAACAUAUUUAUGAAACAGAAACUGUCAUGAAGACAAGCUGUGACAUUUACAAGGAGAAAGGAGAUUACUAUUUCCAAAACGAGUAUUACUUUUCUCUUUGCUUAUAGCUGAUAAAAUUCACCAAGCAAAUGACUACAAUUGGCUCCAAAUGCUGCCAGUUAAGCCAGGACAAGCUACUGCCUUGUGCCGAGGAAAACGUGAGUAUUUCCCUUCUGUACCUUGGUCUGUUGGAUCUCGUGCUUGGAGAAAUAUGUAGAAGACACCUGAGCGACCCUAUCAACCCCGGAGUUUGCCACUGCUGUAGCAGCUCCUACGCUCUUCGGAGGCCAUGCAUGGGGAAACUGGAAAUUGAUGAGAAUUAUGUGCCCUUAUCGCUGACUCCUGGACUGUUCACUUUCCAUGAAGACUUGUGUACAACCGAAGAGGAAAAGCUACAGCACAAGAAGCAGGAGACUUGCCUCCCGGCUUCACAGGGCUUGCGUUGCUUUCCUUGCAGGAUGCUCAUCACCCUCAUCAAAUACAAGCCCCAGAUCACACAGGAGCAGCUGACCUCCGUCACAGCAGCCUUUACUGCCAUGAGGGAACAGUGCUGCAAAGAAGAAAACCCCGAGGCCUGUUUUGUGAAAGAGGGGCGUAAGCAGAACAACAGCUAA
Molecule: messenger RNA, 1732 nt
Organism: Eurypyga helias (sunbittern)
Lineage: Eukaryota; Metazoa; Chordata; Aves; Eurypygiformes; Eurypygidae
Product: alpha-fetoprotein-like
Exons: 12
Biological process (GO): transport
Cellular component (GO): blood microparticle; cytoplasm
Source: RefSeq, a predicted model, not a curated record